AUGACAGACAUGAAAGUAGUGCUGGAUGAGCAGUCUGAUCUGAGAUGUGGUGAGAAGUGGAGUUUGGACGGUCUAGUGAAGCACUUGUUGAAGAAGCAGCUCUUCAAAGACAAACUUGUGCGCUGUAGUCACUGGGACGACUUUGGUCUGACAGAAGACCAGAAGAGAUAUGCUGCCACUGAUGCUUACGCUGGAUUGCUCAUUUAUCAGAAUCUACAGGAAAUGAUGUCUGGCUGCUCAGAAACCUCAGCGCUCGCUUUGAAACUGAGAGUUUUUCAGAUUGCUCGUGAUCUUAACAAUCUUGCUGAUAAUCUUCCAGAUGAGCUUGACUGCGUGACCAGAAGGCAGGGCUUCCUUCGAUAG
Messenger RNA from Sinocyclocheilus grahami, 363 nucleotides. RefSeq names its product Werner syndrome ATP-dependent helicase homolog. Gene Ontology annotation, molecular function: nucleic acid binding; 3'-5' exonuclease activity. Bases 1 to 363 code for a protein of 120 amino acids. NCBI's taxonomy places the organism in Eukaryota, Metazoa, Chordata, Actinopteri, Cypriniformes, Cyprinidae. The record is from RefSeq and is a predicted model, not a curated record. The transcript has 5 exons. Gene Ontology annotation, biological process: nucleobase-containing compound metabolic process.